This is a messenger RNA of Penaeus chinensis, 2213 nucleotides long. RefSeq names its product sialin-like. Bases 375 to 1892 code for a protein of 505 amino acids. Lineage: Eukaryota; Metazoa; Arthropoda; Malacostraca; Decapoda; Penaeidae. The transcript is spliced from 10 exons. Gene Ontology annotation, molecular function: transmembrane transporter activity. The record is from RefSeq and is a predicted model, not a curated record. Gene Ontology annotation, biological process: monoatomic anion transport; transmembrane transport. Gene Ontology annotation, cellular component: plasma membrane.
AGGCCUUAGUCUUCCUGUGUGUGUGUGUGAUGGUGUUGAGUGGUGUGGGUUGCUCUGGCGAAGUGGAUGCUCUGCCUGGUGGUGUGGAUGUGUGUCAUAUUUUUUUUUCUCUCUCUCUUUUGACGGAGAUGGAUGUAUUGCGUGAUGAUAUAUUGCGGUGUUAGUAUUCAUUUUGAUACGUUGAUACCUCUACAGGAAUUCCAUAUGUGAAGGUAUGGAAACUUCGAAAACGAAUGGGUAUUAAACCAUUCCCCAGCCUCUCGAAAAUCCAAAACUACAGACAAAAUCGAGUUGUAAAUACGAAGGAGAAGAGCGGGAAAUUGAAAAGUUAUCAAGUGUCCCAAGGUCGCCAGAGCUGAGCAGAGCAGGGAACAAUGAAAAUGCCAACGUGGUCCCCGGCCAAUACGGUGGUUAUUGCAGGGGCUUGGGCUUCGAGGAACUCGGGGUGGAAUUCAGCGCGGCGACUUUUUGCUCAUUCUUCAUCAGCGAAACCCUCCUUCCCAGCAGGAUGUGGCAGCCCGCAAAGACGACACGUAUUGGUGUUCCUGGGCAUGAUGGGCGUCGCCGUAGAUUACUUGGUAAGGUACAGCAUCAGUGUUGCCAUCGUUGCCAUGGUGCAGACCCCUCACUUGCUCACCAACGCAUCGCAUGACAAGGAAAUAUGCCCGGCAGCUGCUAACACUACGCACGGAGGCGGCGCUGAUCCUCACGCCGAAGGAGAAUAUGACUGGAGUGAGGAGAUGACUGGAGUAAUCCUUGGAAUGUUCUUCUGGGGAUAUUUCAUCACAAAGGCGGCAGGCGGCCGCAUCGCCGAGUUGGUGGGCGCGCGGGUGACCAUGGCUGCAAGUCUCGGCGCGUCGGGUCUGCUGUCCCUCUUGUGCCCGACCGCCGCCAACCUUCACCCUCUGGCGCUGGCGGGGCUCCGGCUGGCCAUGGGGCUGGUGCAGGGACCCGCCUUCCCCGCGCUCUACAGCCUGCUCGCGAGGUGGUCUCCGCCCGACGAGCUCGCGACGAUGGUCUCCGUCUCCUUCUCUGGUAUGCUCUUGGGUAACAUGGUGGCUCUCGGCGGGUCGGGCUUGGUGGUGGAGUGGUUCGGUUGGCGGUGGGUCUUCUGGAUCGGCGGCUUGCUGGCUCUCGCGUGGACGCCCUUGUGGCUCGCCCUCGUCCGCGAGUCGCCCGAGGAGCACCCCUGGAUCACGGCGGAGGAAAAGAAUCUCCUGGCGGUCAACCUCGAUGUGAAGCCCAGGAGACGUGUCCCUUGGGUCCGCGUCCUCCGGUGCUGGACAUUCCUGGCGGCCAUCUUAGCCGAGUUCUCAGGGUCGUGGGUGGCGGCGCUGCUCACUACGGAGGCGCCGACGUUCCUCACAAACCAGAUCGGCUUGAGUCUUCAGUCCUCGGGGUACGUGUGUGUGGUGGGCACGGCCGUCAGCUACGUCUUCGCCAUCUUCUACGGGAAGCUGAGUGACUCCCUGAUCCGACGGAAGUAUCUGACGAAGGUCAACGUCAGGCGCCUCUUAUACGCUAUCGGCUUCGUGAUCAUAUGCAGCAGUUUGAUAGGUAUCGUAUUGGCCAAGUGCGAUACCGUGACCGUGUCCAUUUUCGUGGUGGUGGCCAUGGCAGGAGCUUCGGUGAACAUGGUGACCUAUCAGCUCACUCCCAUGGACUUGGCGCCGAAUUAUGCGGGCACACUUUCGGGUCUUAUCGGCAUCGGCAACAUCGGAAGCUUCGCGGCGCCGCUGGUCACGUCCAAGCUGCUCGUGGAUCUGGAAAAUGGCUGGAGCGCGACCUUCCUCCUCGGCAGCGGUAUCUAUUUUCUCUUGGGAAUUUUCUACAUUUUCGUUGUACGAGCAGACAUCGAGCCGUGGAAUUACUACGAUGAAAUAGAAGAGUGAGAUAGAUGCGAGAUAGAGAUGCAAUUGUUUGGGAAAUAUUGUUGUAAAAUUGGGGGUCGACGCCAUUUAGUUUUUUCUUUUUUUUAAGCCUAAAAUGUUUUCAAAAAUCCCAAAGGUCGUCGACAGGUAGAUAAUAAAAGAUGCUUUUAAGUCUGUGUAUAUUUAUUAUAUAGAAUCUUAAACAUAUUUAUUAUUUAUUACAUGACCAACGGAAAUGAUGGCACAAAUAUUUACCAGAUUUUAUCCAUGUAUUUCGCUUUAAAGUGUACGCUUGCUUUAAGAAUUUCUGUAACGAAAGCUUUAAUAAACUUAUGAUGUCCA